This is a messenger RNA of Pseudomyrmex gracilis, 924 nucleotides long. RefSeq names its product protein canopy 4 (gene CNPYb). The transcript is spliced from 5 exons. Bases 199 to 891 code for a protein of 230 amino acids. The record is from RefSeq and is a predicted model, not a curated record. Gene Ontology annotation, molecular function: signaling receptor binding. Gene Ontology annotation, cellular component: endomembrane system. Lineage: Eukaryota; Metazoa; Arthropoda; Insecta; Hymenoptera; Formicidae.
UAGGGUCUAAUCGCAUCAAACCAAUUUAAUUUUCAUACGUGCCUCGAUGAUGAGUAACAAUGUGUAAACUUGAGCUUAUCGCCGGCAAUGUUUUUACGUGACGUAUAGGUCACAUCAACAUUUUUGCAAAAUUUCAGUAAUUUUUAUGGCUCGCCGGUUAACAUUUUCCUUAUAUUUUGUUAUAUAAUUUAAGAAAAUAUGCUUGCGGGUCGUGCGAUUUUAUUGAACUUGUUAUUGUUCGCAUGUUCUGUCAUCGGUAAUAAUCUUGAGGAAGAACAUGGUGUUAAGUAUGCGAAUAAAUGUGAAGUAUGCAAAGUUCUAGCGGUGGAACUUGAAGCUAGAUUAGACGAAACCGGAAAAACUCGUGAUGUAUUAGAGAUUGGAUAUUCAGUAGACGAUAUUGCACCAAAGAAGAAGAAAGAGUAUAGAAAAUCAGAAUUACGUCUGUUAGAAUCAAUGGAAAAUGUUUGUGAAAAGAUAUUGGAAUACAACAUACAUAAAGAGCGUACAGAUAGUACAAGAUUUGCGAAAGGCAUGAGUCAAACCUUCAGAACACUCCAUAAUCUUAAAGAUAAGGGAGUCAAAGUAGAAUUGGGCAUUCCAUACGAACUUUGGGACAAACCGUCUGUGGAAAUUACGACUCUAAAAACGCAGUGCGAAAAUUUGUUGGAGAAUCACGAAGGUGAUAUUGAAAACUGGUAUCACAAUCACCAGGGAAAAAUUCCUUUAAUUAGAUACUUGUGUUCAGAGCGUGCGUUGAAAGGAGAAAAUGAUUCUUGUCUGCACGAAAAAGGCGAUACUGGAAAUCUUGAAAAGAAGAAAAGAAAAAAGAAAACAGCAAGUGGUAAAGAAAAUACAAUAGAUGAGUCACAGAAUAAGGACGAGUUAUAAAACUGAAACCUUCGUCGUUCAACAGACUUCUGU